AGUGUGUGUACUUUCGCUAAAAUGGCUCCAGCUCUGAGCAAAUUGGCCCACAACCAAAGCGCCAUCGUCGGCGUGGCGGGAAUGACGGCAGCUUUAUGGAUAAUCGCAUACGGCAAAAUGUCCAACAAAAAGAGGAAAUCGGGCUAUGAGGAAAAAAUUCAAUACACCAUCUCGGAGAAGAAGGAGAAAAAGGCGAACAAGGCGCAUGUGAAUUCAGUAUUCUUUAAACAGCUGCGAGCGCUGCUGCCCAUACUUAUACCCAGAUUCUGGUGUGUUGAGUCGGGUUUGCUGUUGUUGAUUGCCGCCACAUUGAUUGGACGUUCCGUGAGCGACAUUUGGAUGAUUCAAAAUGCGACUGUUGUCGAGAGCACGAUUAUACAUAUGAACCGGGCCAAGUUCAAGACGGCUCUACUCAAAUAUCUGGCUGCUCUGCCAGCGAUUUCGGUGGUCACCAAUGUGCUAAAGUGGAGUUUGGGCGAACUAAAACUGCGCUUCCGCACAAAUCUGACGCAUCAUCUGUACAAUGAGUACCUCAAUGGUUAUACGUACUACAAAAUGUCAAAUCUGGAUAACCGAAUAGCCAACGCCGAUCAGCUGCUGACCACGGACAUUGAUAAGUUCUGUGAAAGUGCUACGGAUCUGUAUUCGAACAUUAGUAAACCGGUGCUGGACAUCUUCAUCUAUGUGUACCGACUGACGGUCAAUCUGGGUGGCAAGACACCGUCCAUACUGAUGCUCUAUCUACUGUUCGCCGGCGUCUUUCUAACCCGUUUGCGUCGUCCCACUGGACGCUUGACGGUCGAGGAGCAAAAACUGGAGGGUGAAUUCCGUUACGUGAACAGCAGGCUGAUCACCAACUCCGAGGAGGUUGCCUUCUAUCAGGGCAAUGUCCGUGAGAAGCUAACACUCUUGGCCAGCUAUUCCAAGCUGCGUUCCCAUCUGCGCAAGUUCCUUGAGUUCCGUGUCAGCAUGGGCAUCGUCGACAACAUUGUGGGCAAAUACUUUGCAUCGAUUGUCGGCUUUUAUGCGGUGUCGUUACCCUUCUUUUCCGACAAUCAUCCAUUGCUCUCCGGCGAGAACAGCGGCCAACGUCUUCAGGCUUAUUAUACAUAUGGACGCAUGUUGGUCAAGCUGGCGGAGGCAAUUGGCCGUUUGGUUUUGGCCGGACGUGAGAUGUCUCGUUUGGCGGGUUUCACGGCACGCAUGACGGAGCUCAUCAAGGUGCUCAGCGAUCUCAAUAAGGGCACCUACGAGCGCACCAUGGUCAAUGGCAACAGCCUGACCCAAAAUGGCAGUGACGCCGCCUCCGCCAGCAGCUUUGGCCCCAACAAGGGCAUCAUGUGCUUUGAGGAUAAUAUUAUACGUUUCGAGAAGGUGCCGCUGGUCACGCCCAAUGGCGAUGUGCUCGUCAAGGAGCUCAGCUUUGAAGUCAAGUCUGGCACCAAUGUGCUGGUCUGUGGUCCCAAUGGCUGUGGCAAAUCCUCACUGUUCCGCAUCCUGGGCGAACUGUGGCCCACGUGGGGUGGCAAGGUGACAAAGCCAUCGCGUGGCAAGCUUUUCUACAUUCCACAACGGCCUUACAUGACGCUGGGCAGCUUGCGUGAUCAGAUUAUCUAUCCGCAUACACGCGACGAUAUGCGUCGCUUGGGAAGAUCGGAUGAGGAUCUGCUGCACUUUUUGGACAUUGUACAGCUAACGUAUCUGGAGCAGCGUGAGAAUGGCCUGGAUGCGAUUGAGGAUUGGAUCGAUGUGCUGUCCGGUGGCGAGAAGCAACGUAUUGCCAUGGCCCGUCUGUUCUAUCAUAAGCCACAGUUUGCGAUCCUCGAUGAAUGCACCAGUGCCGUCUCUGUGGAUGUCGAGGGCAAGAUGUAUAGCUAUUGCCGUGAGGCGGGAAUUACGCUCUUUACUGUAUCGCAUCGUAAAUCGCUUUGGGUCCAUCACGAUUACUAUCUGCAGUUCGAUGGGCGUGGCAACUAUGAGUUCGAGACCAUCGAUCAGGAUAAGGAACAUUUUGGAUCGUAAAAAAAAAAAAAAAAAAAAAAUCUAAAUGAACAAUGAACAGUUCGUUAUGUACCAGGCAAUCAGUCAAAGUUAAGGAGCCUCAAUCAAUCCAUCUGUCAAUCAAUCUGAACAACAAUCACACAA
This is a messenger RNA of Drosophila innubila, 2145 nucleotides long. RefSeq names its product ATP-binding cassette sub-family D member 3 (gene Pmp70). NCBI's taxonomy places the organism in Eukaryota, Metazoa, Arthropoda, Insecta, Diptera, Drosophilidae. The record is from RefSeq and is a predicted model, not a curated record. Gene Ontology annotation, cellular component: peroxisomal membrane. The transcript has 8 exons. Gene Ontology annotation, molecular function: ABC-type transporter activity; long-chain fatty acid transmembrane transporter activity; ATP hydrolysis activity. Gene Ontology annotation, biological process: long-chain fatty acid import into peroxisome; very long-chain fatty acid catabolic process; fatty acid beta-oxidation. Bases 22 to 2022 code for a protein of 666 amino acids.